Molecule: messenger RNA, 877 nt
Organism: Rubroshorea leprosula
Lineage: Eukaryota; Viridiplantae; Streptophyta; Magnoliopsida; Malvales; Dipterocarpaceae
Source: the annotation of a GenBank genome assembly
GCUCAAUUCAAUCAUAGCUCUGUGAAGCACAACCCUCAAAGGGUUUGAUUUCUAUGUUGUGACCUAAGAGGCCAAGAUUUUCAUUUAAACAUCCCAAUGAGGGAUCUCAAGGUAGACAUCUCCAGCUGCCAAGUUGGCAUUCAAUCUAUCAACUUUACAAGAGCUCAUUUGGAUCUUAGCUCUACAAAGCGUGAUCUUCAAAGAUUUGGAUUCUACAUUAUGGCCCAUGAGAUUCCAAGUCAUCAUCCUCAGCUUCCUAGUUUUCCAGGUCAUCAUUCCUCAACUUCUUGGUUUUCCAGGUCGUCACUCCUCAGUUUCUUGGUUUUCCAAGUCGUCACUCCUCAGUUUCCUGGUUUUCCAAGUCAUCACUCCUCAGCUUCCUGGUCGUCAUGCUCAACUUCCUGGUCCCAAGUCAUCAUCCUCGGCUUCUUGGUUUUCCAAGUCGUCACUCCUCAGCUUCCUGGUUUUCCAGGUCGUCACUCCUCAGCUUCCUGGUUUUCCAAGUCGUCAAUCCUCAGUUUCUUGGUUUUCCAGAUCGUCACUCCUCAGUUUCUUGGUUCCAAGUCGUCAUGCUUAACUUCUUGGUCCCAAGUCAUCAUCCUCAGCUUCCUGGUUUUCCAGGUCGUCACUCCUCAGUUUCCUAGUUUUCCAGGUCGUCACUCCUUAGCUCUUUAGUUCCAGGUUGUCACUUUGAGCUCUCUAGUUCCAAGUCGUCGCUCUCAGCUUCUUGGUUCCAGGUUGUCACUCUCAGCUUCCUAGUUCCAGGUCGUCAAUCUGAGCUCCCUGGUUUCAGCUCAUCACUCUCAGCUUACAGUUUGGAAAUCUCAAAUCAAGGUUUCCAAGCUAGAUUCCUCAAGAAUAAAUUAGACCCCUCUAC